UUUAAAAAAUCUAGCGGCGUUGCAAUAAUUAUAUACAUAUUGUGUAGCCUGUGAUGUAUAAAUAUACCAUCAAAGGUUGAUAAGGCCAUUCAAAUAACCAAAAGAUUAUAAACUUUCACAACAUUCGUCAAUAUGUCUUCCAACACCGCUAACUCAAACACUCUGACUGAUAUGAAGGAGGCAGCCACCAGCGCCAUGAACACCGUGAGUGAUACCGUUAGUCAAGCCGUGUACGGCGAGAAGUCCACCAGUCAAAAGACCGCCGAUUCUGUUGAUCGUGCAGGAGACACCGCCGGUCACAAGGCCGAGAAAGCCAGCAAUACCGCUAACAGCGUUAUGAACGAUAUGAAGAACUAGAAACUGAUUUAAGUGAAGAAAAAAAACAUCGCUCAAUCUAGC
This is a messenger RNA of Sphaeroforma arctica JP610, 399 nucleotides long. RefSeq lists its product as hypothetical. The record is from RefSeq and is a predicted model, not a curated record. NCBI's taxonomy places the organism in Eukaryota, Ichthyosporea, Ichthyophonida. The coding region runs from base 133 to 357 and encodes 74 amino acids. The transcript has a single exon.